Molecule: messenger RNA, 1273 nt
Organism: Gossypium raimondii (Peruvian cotton)
Lineage: Eukaryota; Viridiplantae; Streptophyta; Magnoliopsida; Malvales; Malvaceae
Exons: 3
Coding region: 93-1043 (316 amino acids)
Molecular function (GO): hydrolase activity
Source: RefSeq, a predicted model, not a curated record
AAAAUCCCAAAACCAAAAACUCUAUUUGAAGUUAAAACACACACGCCACUCCAACCUUUGAGGUCAAAGCUAUAUCGGAUCUCCCAUUCAACAUGGAGAAGAUAGAGCACACCACGGUGACCACCAACGGCAUAAAGAUGCAUGUGGCAUCCAUCGGUUCCGGCCCAAUAAUCCUUUUCUUACACGGCUUCCCUGAGCUUUGGUACACCUGGCGCCACCAGCUUCUUUCGCUCUCAUCCCUUGGCUACCGUUGCGUCGCUCCCGAUCUCCGUGGCUACGGUGACAGCGACGCCCCUCCAUCGCCCGAGUCAUACACUGUUUUUCACAUUGUGGGGGAUCUCGUAGGCCUCCUCGACGCCCUUGGUGUUGACAAGGUGUUCUUGGUGGGGCAUGAUUGGGGUGCGAUGAUUGCUUGGAAUUUUUGCUUGUUCAGGCCUGAUAGAAUCAAGGCUUUGGUCAACUUGAGCAUUCCUUAUCAUCCUAGGAACCCCAAGGUGAAGACUGUGGAUGGGUAUAGAGCUUUGUUUGGUGACGAUUUUUAUAUUUGCAGGUUUCAGGUACCAGGGGAGGCUGAAGCACAUUUCGCGCAGAUGGAUACUGCCAAAGUUAUGAAGAAAUUUCUUACAACUCGAGAUCCAAAUCCUCCUUGUAUACCUAGAGAAACCGGGUUGAAAGCAUUACCUGAUCCUCCAGCCUUGCCCUCUUGGCUGUCUGAAGAUGAAAUCAAUUACUUUGCCACCAAAUUUAGUCAGAAGGGAUUCACUGGGGGACUCAACUAUUAUCGAGCUAUGAAUCUAAACUGGGAACUGAUGGCACCAUGGACUGGAUUACAAAUCCAAGUACCGGUUAAGUUCAUCGUGGGCGACCUGGACAUUACCUACCACAUCCCUGGUGUUAAGGAAUACUUACAAAAUGGUGGGUUCAAGAAAAAUGUGCCUUUUUUGCAGGAACUAGUUGUCAUGGAAGGAGUAGCCCAUUUUAUCAACCAAGAAAAACCUCAGGAGAUUAGCAUGCACAUUUAUGACUUCAUUAAGAAAUUCUAGGUUCUUGCCCUUCUCUUGUUUUCAACUCUUCCCUUGAAGCUUGUGACCCAACAAUAAGGCCAGUUUUAUACCAUUGCAAGGCCCUUUGCUUGGCUCUAUUUAAUGCUUUCCAUGUUUUAUUAAUAUUUUUGCAGUGCUUUGUGUACGGUUAUCAGCUUAUGGAACUCAAUGCUGUUCUGAUUUAUAUAUAAGAAAUACAGACAUCCAACAACGUUCUUCAAUCACUAAAA